AAAAACGUUUUCAGCGUACAAAACUACAAAAAAUGUACUCACACAUACAAAGCACUGUCUACACUGUAGCUACGUUAUUAGGCUAAUUAAAACUUUCUAAAUCUAGGCCUGCCGUGAAAAGUAUUGAUAUCAAAACGAGGCCAAAUUACAACAAACAAAAAACUAUCUUAGCUUACACAAAUUGAACGAGCUUUAUUUCAAAGCAAUGUUACCCAAUGUUUCUUAAAUUAAUUCAUUUAACUUGGUGAUGCUGUCUUUCUUUUUGGCACUUUGAGCACUUUUAUGUUUUUGCACUUAUGAUUUGAGUAAACAAAAAUAUUUUUUGGCACAUCUCAGCGCAUUGGUCGUCAUUUUGGCAUAAGUUCCCUUCCAAUACACAGUGUGCGGGCUCAGCCCCAUUAAGGUGCUCUGUGUGCUGAGUGGUCAGCCUUCAUGCCUCAGACCAUUGAGGCUCUGGCUGGCUCCUGUGUACUGAUCCCAUGUCAAUUUGAAGUUCCCGAAAACGAAGUUGCCAGACUGAAGAAACCAGCCAAUGGGGUGUGGAGGAGAAGGUCGCAGUGGUUUACGGGCAGUGUUGAUGUAUACAACUCAUCACAUCAUCAGAACAUCCUUCAAGGAGAGAUCAUUGGGGACCUGAUACAGAAGAACUGCACCACUAUCCUGGAUGCCAUUCCUAGCAAUUACACGGACGAGUACUAUUUCAGAAUCGAAACUGGUUUCAUGGCAACCUUUGCCAACAAUGUCAGCAUAAACAUCACAGCCUCUCCACCCAAACCCCAGGUGACCUCAGUGGGUGCAGUAAUGGAGGGGGCCCCGGUGAAUCUGACCUGCACGGCGUCAGCCCCCUGCCCUCGGCUCCCCCCAGCCCUGACCUGGUCCCCCCCCGAACUGGGGCGCGGCGCGAGCGCUCUACUGGGGAAUCCGGACGGGACCCGAUCCGCGUCUUCCACGCUGAGCUUCGUGGCCUCGCGUCUCCACCACGGGCGGAUUGCGUGCAGCGCUGACUACCCCCUGCAGCUAGGGGGCGGUAGCAAGCGAGCAGAGGAGGCUGUCACGCUCAAUGUCCUGUACUCCCCAAAGGGCACCUCUGCUACAGUGAGUCCCUCUGAACUGGUUCCCGAGGGCACCACCGUCAGCCUGAACUGCACUAGCGAUGCCAACCCGCAGGUGGCGCACUACUCCUGGUUCCGAGUGAAGGAUGGGAAGGUGACAGCGGUGGGGUGGGAGAGGAACCUCACCCUGGUCAUGACUGAGAACCACACGGGCCUGUACCACUGCGAGGCCCAAAAUGAGCACGGGAGGCAGAACUCCACCGCCGUACAGCUGCGUGUGCAAGGUGUAGGUGCGGCACCGUGGAUUUGGGGGCCAGUGGGGGGAGGGUUCCUACUGCUUUCCAGUCUGUUGAUCUUGUGCAUCUGUAGGCAGCGAAAGUUACCAGACCCUGUUGUCAUGAAGGACCGAGGCGAAGACGACUCUCCGGUGUAUGAAAACAUAAGCACAGUGACGAAGCUGGGUUUCGCAGAGAACCAGCCCAGAAAAGAUCUGGACGAGGCUGCGUACAGCAACCGUGAAACGCUGAAUCCGGGCGGGACUGUCUGCAUGAGCAACCCGUCUGGCACAGCGGAGAGGGAUGACCAGCUGUACGCGAACUGCUUCACUCCCUCCAGGCCAUAGCUUGGCGCUCGAGUCAGAAGAGCCCGUCUGUGCUGCAGCUGAUGUUUUCUACCGUCACCGAGCAACCGAGUCUCCUCCCAGGUCCCUGUACCUAGUAAUGGACGCCACUGCUUUACUUACCUUGUAUGAACCUGCAUAGAAAUUUCACACUAUCCACCUAUGCAAAGCUAGACUUUGAUCUUCAUCAUGUACCACAAACUUCAACAGGCAAAUCAUUUGUUUCGUUGCCAGUGUGGACACACUCCCAAGGUCAGUUCCCUGUGUCUAUUUUGACUUAAGUAAAUGUAUUUUGAAUUGAGCAAAUUGAA
Messenger RNA from Anguilla anguilla (European eel), 1982 nucleotides. RefSeq names its product myelin-associated glycoprotein-like. The coding region runs from base 433 to 1674 and encodes 413 amino acids. The record is from RefSeq and is a predicted model, not a curated record. NCBI's taxonomy places the organism in Eukaryota, Metazoa, Chordata, Actinopteri, Anguilliformes, Anguillidae. The transcript has 7 exons.